AUGUCGAAGCGAGGACGCGGAGGCUCCGCGGGGAACAAGUUCAGGAUGUCGCUGGGUCUGCCGGUGGCGGCGACGGUGAACUGCGCCGACAACACCGGCGCGAAGAAUCUCUACAUCAUUUCGGUGAAGGGGAUCAAGGGUCGCCUCAACAGGCUUCCUUCUGCCUGCGUUGGUGACAUGGUGAUGGCCACCGUGAAGAAGGGUAAGCCCGAUCUCCGUAAGAAGGUCAUGCCCGCCGUCAUUGUCCGCCAGCGCAAGCCGUGGCGCCGAAAGGACGGGGUCUUCAUGUACUUCGAAGACAAUGCUGGGGUCAUAGUGAAUCCUAAAGGUGAAAUGAAAGGUUCUGCAAUUACUGGCCCAAUCGGAAAGGAGUGUGCUGAUCUUUGGCCUAGGAUUGCCAGUGCUGCAAAUGCCAUUGUUUAG
Molecule: messenger RNA, 423 nt
Organism: Striga hermonthica
Lineage: Eukaryota; Viridiplantae; Streptophyta; Magnoliopsida; Lamiales; Orobanchaceae
Source: the annotation of a GenBank genome assembly